Molecule: messenger RNA, 768 nt
Organism: Torulaspora globosa
Lineage: Eukaryota; Fungi; Ascomycota; Saccharomycetes; Saccharomycetales; Saccharomycetaceae
Gene: PRE9
Product: proteasome core particle subunit alpha 3
Exons: 1
Coding region: 1-768 (255 amino acids)
Biological process (GO): ubiquitin-dependent protein catabolic process
Cellular component (GO): proteasome core complex; nucleus; proteasome core complex, alpha-subunit complex
Source: RefSeq, a predicted model, not a curated record
AUGGGUUCCAGAAGGUACGAUUCGAGAACUACGAUCUUCUCGCCCGAAGGUCGUCUUUACCAAGUGGAAUACGCGUUGGAGUCGAUCUCGCAUGCCGGCACAGCUAUCGGAAUCAUGGCGUCCGAUGGUAUUGUGCUGGCAGCAGAGCGUAAGGUCACAAGUAAGCUGCUGGAGCAGGAUACGUCGACGGAAAAACUGUACAAGCUGAAUGACAAGAUCACGGUUGCCGUGGCGGGCCUGACAGCAGAUGCCGAGAUACUUAUAAACACCGCGAGAGUGUAUGCUCAGAACUAUCUGCGGACGUACAACGAAGACAUACCGGUGGAGAUCCUUGUGAAGAGGCUGAGCGACAUAAAGCAAGGCUACACGCAGCACGGCGGGCUCAGACCGUUCGGAGUCUCGUUCAUAUACGCCGGCUGCGACGACAGAUAUGGCUACCAGCUCUACACUUCGAAUCCGUCGGGGAACUACACCGGCUGGAAAGCGAUCAGCGUAGGUGCCAACACCUCUGCGGCGCAGACGCUCCUCCAGGUCGACUACAAAGACGACAUCAACCUGGAGGGCGCCAUCGAGCUGGCGCUGAAGACCCUUUCGAAGACUACAGACAGCAGCGCCCUCACCAGCGAUCGCAUCGAGUUCGCGACUAUCCAGAAGGGCCAGGACGGCCAGGUCUACCAAAAGAUCUUCAGCCCAGACGACAUCCAGGCGCUGCUGGUCAAGCACGGCAUCGCAAAGAAGGAGAACGACGACGAGCAGGAUGAAGAAUGA